Messenger RNA from Raphanus sativus (radish), 804 nucleotides. RefSeq lists its product as uncharacterized. Lineage: Eukaryota; Viridiplantae; Streptophyta; Magnoliopsida; Brassicales; Brassicaceae. The record is from RefSeq and is a predicted model, not a curated record. Gene Ontology annotation, molecular function: nucleoside triphosphate diphosphatase activity. Gene Ontology annotation, biological process: nucleoside triphosphate catabolic process.
ACCUGAUAGGGCAAAGCCACGACACAGUAAAAAGAUGACUGCCACGUGUACGAACCUCGAUAAGCCGGUACAUAUCUGUACAACAAGAAACAUCCGGUAACCGGUCAUCUCUCUCUCUCAAUCAAAAGUUUCUUUUAAGGAAUCGAAUCAAACAAUAAUAAAAUGAUAUCACAUUUUCUUCUAUAAAUCUUAGAUUUCUCCUCCUUCUAUAAGAUAUCUAAGUGAGUCUUUAGGGGUUUUGUUUCUGUGUAAAAUGGACAUGGGGAAAGAGAAGGAAGAAGUUUCUCUUGAAACUCUGAGUAAGAAGAUGGAUGAUUUUGCAAAGGCUAGAGAUUGGGAGAAGUAUCACAGCCCAAGGAACCUCCUUUUAGCCAUGGUGGGUGAAGUGGGAGAGUUAUCAGAGAUAUUCCAAUGGAGAGGGGAAGUGGAAAGAGGACUUCCAGAUUGGAAAGAGGAAGAUAAAGUGCAUCUCGGAGAAGAAUUAUCAGAUGUGUUGUUGUAUCUGGUGAGGCUUUCUGAUGCAUGUGGGGUUGAUUUGGGCAAAGCCGCUCUGCGCAAACUCGAGCUCAAUGCCAUUAAGUACCCAGCACCCAAACCGACUGAUCAUUGUGGUGAUUCAAGCGACAAUACUAAGUUGAAAGAAGAUAAUUAAUCUAUGCCUUUUUUUUUAAAUAAACAAUUCUAAUGUGAGUUGUUGACUCUUGCAUUGUACAACUUUCCCAUUGGUCUCUUUAUAUUUGGUUUCACUGUCUUGCACUGAAUUGGAUAUUGAUUGACAUAAGCGUUCACUUUUUAUAUCAUGAA